AUGAGUCGGUCGGUGCGGCGUCUGCCCCCAGCGGUAGGCGCCGCUCUAGCAGGGGCAAGGGGAACAAGGGAGCGGGUGGAGCUAGCGGGGGCGGUGGCGGAGGCGGUGGGGGCGGCGGAGGGAGUGGGGGUGGCGGUGGAGGUGGUGGCGGGAGUGGAGGUACUGGUGGCGGCAGUGGAGGCGGAGGCGGCGGCGGAGGUGGUGGCGGAGGUGGCGGUGGGAGCGGCGGGGGCGAGGGUGGCGGUGGCGGCGGUGGCGGCGGUGGCGGUGGUGGCGGUGGUGGAGGUGGUCGGAGUGUGUCCCAGGUAG
Molecule: messenger RNA, 309 nt
Organism: Closterium sp. NIES-65
Lineage: Eukaryota; Viridiplantae; Streptophyta; Zygnematophyceae; Desmidiales; Closteriaceae
Source: the annotation of a GenBank genome assembly